Caenorhabditis angaria is the source of this 4757-nucleotide messenger RNA. Lineage: Eukaryota; Metazoa; Nematoda; Chromadorea; Rhabditida; Rhabditidae. The record is from the annotation of a GenBank genome assembly.
AUGAUCGACAGGUGGAUUUGGUGGAUUUUUUGGGGUUGCCAAUUGGUAUUGGCGUAUAGUGAGAACGAUGAUGAUGAGGUUGGCGAUCGUGUUGUUCUCAAUUUUGCCGGCACAUUUCCAAUGCAAUCUGGGUCUGGAGGAUGGGCUGGUGGACAAGCUUGUCAUCCAGCUGUUCAGAUGGCUUUGAGAGAUGUGAAUAAUAAUAAGAAUAUUUUACCUGGAUAUUAUAUCAAUAUGACUAAUAAUGAUUCAAUGGUAUGUUUUUUAAGCCCUUCUGAAAACCUUCAAAAACCUUUUUUACAGUGUCAACCUGGUCUCGCUAUCCAGCAAUUAUAUGAUUUCCUCUAUCUUGAACCCAAAAAACUUAUGCUUCUCGCAGGUUGUAGUCCAGUAACAACAGUUCUCGCAGAAGCUGCACACGUUUUCAAUCUAGUUGUAGUAAGUUUUCAAAUCCCAAGAGUGUAUACAAAUUUGUACUUCAGAAUGAUUAAUUGUUUUUCGUUUCAUCUUUGAAGUUUCAAAUAUCCAAUUUCAGCUAUCAUAUGGUGGAAGCUCUCCAGCACUUUCGAAUAGGAAACGAUUCAAAACAUUGUUCAGAACACAUCCUUCGGCAAAUAUGCAGAAUCCGACGAGAGUUCAUUUGAUGAAUAAAUUUAAUUGGAAACGUUUCACUAUUUUAAUGUCUGUUGAAGAAGUUUUUGUAUCAACUGCCAAGGAUUUGGAGGUUUGUAUUUUUAAUAUUUUCGGAAAUUGAAAUCAAAAUUCUAUGUUUCACUUCCAGAGACAAGCACGACAUGCUAAAAUCAAAGUCGAUCGUCAAAGUUUUUACGGAGAUCCAAGUGAUGCGAUGAAAACUCUUCAACGUCAAGACGCUCGAAUUAUUGUCGGAUUAUUUUACGAGACGGAAGCUCGCAAAGUUUUAUGUCAAGCUUAUCAAGAUGGUUUAUAUGGUAGUAAAUAUGUUUGGUUUUUUAUUGGAUGGUUUGCUGAUACUUGGUUUAUACCGAAGAAGGAAGAACAUCUGAAUUGUACAGCUGAGGAGGUAGGGUUUCCCAACAUUUUUCUUAUUUUCAUAAAAAAACUUCAUUGAAUUUUCAGAUGGCAAAAGCUGCCGAAUAUCACUUUACAACUGAAAGUGUUAUGUUGUCUCCUGACGAAACAAAAUCAAUUGGAAAUAUGACUGGAAAAGAGUUUCAGCAAAGGUUGACUGAAGUUUUGAGAAGACAGAAUCAAAAUGAUACUGCAAAUAUUGGCGGAUUUCCAGAAGCUCCUCUUGCUUAUGAUGCAGUUUGGUAGGAUUUUUUUUGUUUUGAAAGAAAAAUAAUUGAUUCUAAUUUUCAGGGCGUUGGCUCUUGCAUUUAAUUGUACUAUGCAUAAUUUACCAAAACAUAUUCUACUUCAAAAUUUUGAUUAUAACAAUACCGAAAUUAAAUCUAUACUUUUCCAAUGUGUUGAGCAAACAAAUUUUCGUGGGGUGUCUGGUAAUGUAAAAUUUUCGGAUUCUGGAGAUCGUAUCGCACGAACACAAAUCGAACAAUUACAAAAUGGAAAAUAUAAAAUUAUGGGUUAUUAUGACACAACAACUGUAAAAAUGGAUUGGUACAAUUCGGAAAAAUGGAACAAUCGAACUGGACCACCGCCAGAUUCAUUAGUCAUUCUUCGUGAAAUUCUUACCGUUUCCACUUGGGUAUACUACACUAUGUCUUCAUUUGCAACAUUGGGUAUUGUUUUAUGCAUUCUUAUUUAUUUAUUUACAAGGAAACAUCAAAAACGAUUGUAAGUUUUGAUUUUUUUUCUGAAUAGUUUUUAAAAAAUUUGUUAUGUUUUUUUUUAGAAUAAUCAUUCAAUCACAAUCCGAAUGCAACAAUUUAUUGAUUGUGGGAUGUUCACUUUGUCUAUUUUCACUUUUCCUGAUUGGACUUCCAAUGCAGGAUAUACUCAUCCCAGAGGAAAUAUUCUCAUUUUUGUGUCAUGUGAGUUUAAAAAAACCAAAUUUUUCAUUUUAGAUGGACUUCCAGGCUCACUUCUUGACAUUCAGGAAUAAAGUCAACUAAAAAUCUGCAACCACCUUCCAACUUCAACCAAAAAUAAAUUUCUAGGCCCGCGUGACAAUUCUCCUAUUCGGGUUCACAUUUGCAUAUGGGUCAAUGUUUGCAAAAGUUUGGAUAGUCCAUCGUAUGGGUGCAACUGAAAAUCAACAAUUGGCAAGUCGCCAAAAAGACGAGGUUUAUUUUGAUUUUCGGGUUGUAGAUAUGCGAAAAAAAAAACAACAAUAUAACAUUUUCUCUAAAACGACUAGUUCUUCUUCUGUAACAUGUAACAUGUUUCUUUAAAUCGGUUUCUAAUCGUAAUUUCCAGUACAAACCAUUAUUGAGUAACUUCUCUGAAAAGGUAAGUCUACGGAAUGGGAAUGACAACAAUUUUUUUAUUAUUAUUAUUCGAUGAUGAUGUUCCAGAAAAUUUCAUAUUCUCAUCAUUGUUUAUUUUUUUCGAAAGCACUUUUCACUAUCCCCUUUCAUUCAAAAAAACAUUUUGUUGAAAAAAACAAGGAAAAACAGAAAAAUGUAGUGGUUAGCACAGAAUGUUUUUGUGUAAUUGAAAAGCUUUUGCUUUAUGAGAAUAUUUUUUUGAAUUUAAUGAAUGUGUUAUGGGAGAAAAACAAAAAAAACAAAAAAGAAAAAAAAAGUUCGCAGUCUGCAGGAUUCGAACCUACGCGGGCAAAGCCCAAUUGAUUUCUAGUCAAUCUCCUUAACCACUCGGACAAGACUGCUGGCGAGAGAAACACAAAUGUUUGCCAAUUUAUUAUUGAUGUUUGAGAGAUAGCGAGAUCAUUUUUUUGUUUCUCCCAUAACACAUACAUUUAUGUAGAAUUAUUAGUUAGAUAGUUUUGAAGAAUGAAUUGUGGUCGAUCAGAAAAAAAAAGGUGUUUUUUCUUCUUUUUUUCAAACCCUUACCUUAGCACGAACGUUAUUCCUUCCCCUCUAUUUUUUUUAUUUUAUAUGAUUAAAAUAUUUGAAAAAAAACAAAAACAAAAAAUCUCUACAUAUUGUAAUAAAUCUAAAAAAAAACUCAUUUUCCAAACUGUUUUCCCAACAGGAAGAGAAUACACCUUGGGAAGGUAUCAGAACCCUUAUAUCAACAAUGGUUGGACGGCAAGCAUUGGUUCGAAAAUCAUCUGGUCAAGCAUACGGAGCAUUGCUCGAAAAACGCAACACUGUUCUGAAUCAGGUGCCCAUAUUUGACAUUGUAAAUUAAUUGUACACAUGGUUUUUAACAUUUUUUUUGAUUUUCUUCCAAUAUGGAAACAUUGACUAACAUUUGAAUGUAGUACUAAUAUUCAACCAGCAAGACUUCUUCUUCUUCUUCCUUCGACUUCUUCUACUUCUCCUACUUUCUUCAAUGUUUUUUUUUUGAUUGGCGUGACAAUUCUUUCUAACUACUUCUAACUAACAAUACACUGAAAAUAUUUUGAUUUUACAUUUUUCGUUUUUUUUUCAAAAGUCAAAUCAAAUAUACAAAAAAAUGUAUCAACGCAUGGAGGCCGCACAGAGUUUUUUGAAUGAUUUUUUUUAUCUUUCAACGCAUGGGAAUGAGUUUUUCUAUUCUAUUCUAUUUUCUUUCGCACUCACAAACACUAAAUAUUAUGAUUCUGCUGAUAUUUUCAAUAUAAUUUGUUGUUUUCAGCCAAUUGCCCCUUCAAAGUUCUACUUGAUCGUUCUGGGUUUGUUCAUUAUUGAUACGAUUAUUAUAACUGGAUGGAUCUUGCUUGAUCCAUUAGUUUUAAAUGAACAAAAAUUCCCUGUAAAGGUAAGAGUUUUCACUGUUUAUGGGAAGUAAGGGCUUAAAAAGGUCCUCACAAAAAAAUAUUUCUAGGAACCUGAACAUGGAGAAGAAGCUCUUCAACCAGUUUUCCAACAAUGCAAAAGUGAACAUCAAGAUAUAUGGACAGGUAUUCUUUUUUUUUCCAAAUUUCAAAUUCUGAUCCUGAAAUCGAAAAAUCUAAAACAAAAUUGUUAUGAUUUUCAGGAAUAAUCCUCGGAUAUAAAUGUCUACUUCUAGUAUUUGGAUUAUUUUUAUCAUAUGAAACGAGAAAUCUAAAAUUAAGAUUUGUGAAUGAUUCAAGACUUGUUGGUCUCGCAAUCUAUAAUGUGGCAGUGGUAACACUUAUAACAGCACCAGUUGUAACUUUAUUGAUUCAUGGACAAGCAAACGCCAAUUUCGCAUUCAUUUCAUUGACAGUUAUUAUUUGCACAUAUAUCUCGAUGGGUUUGAUUUUUGGGCCGAAGAUCCGGCAUAUUUUAAAAGUUCCACCGGGAGCUGAUGAAGUGCAACAGAAUGGAAGUGUUGUGAAAACUGAGAUGUCGAAACCAGAUCAGAAAAGAUUGGAGAUGUUAAAAAUGGAAAAUGAAACACUUCAAAAACAAAUUGAAGAAAAAGAACGACGAAUACAUGAAUGUAAAGAGAGGUUGGAGCUAUUGGCAAUUGAACAACGCAAAAAUUGCGAAGAUAAUAAUGGUGGAAAUAUUGAAUCGGAUAAUAUAAAUGCGCCACUUUUAAGUGAAGUUAAUCGGAAAAGUUCAAUCACUUAUUCAACGCCAACAACCUUAACAACAACUAUUCCCCUUAUGGAUUUCAUUAAUGGUCAUCCGGGUAAUAAAAUUUGAAAAAAUAAAGUUCCCAAUAUUUUUUUUUCAGGUCAAAUAUCAGAAAAUGAAGAUGAUAGAUGUUCAACUUCUUCUGACGAAAUAUUAUUAUAG